CAACAGACAACCAAAAUACUAAUACUUUUACAUUCACCUUUUUACUUAUCUUAUUCUCCUACUUUCCUGCCUCACUCUCAGGUUUAUAAUAUUAUCGACUCUCAACAAAAACUUUCAUAUAACCUCUUAUAGAUUUCUCUUUCUCUCUUACUCUUUUCUACUUCCGUUCUUGUGUUUGGUGCAAGGUUGCAUCUCAUAACAUGGCCAUAGAGGAUGUCAAAUUCCAUCAGUCAAUUCUCUCUUGAAAAUCAGCUCCAGACCGUGCGACAGCUAUACUUAGAUGCCUCUUUAAUAGAGCAAACAAUUCAACAGCAUGUAGAGGCUAAUAAGGUCGGAUAUCGAUCCAGUAUUUCAUCUCAUUCAUCCCCUACCAGCGACCGGCGCCUGAACCUUUCAGACACCUCCUCCUCUUCGCGUCACCAAAACCAGAGUCGACAGUCAUCAAAUUCUUCACUACAGAAUCAGAAUCAGCGUCGCUCUGGUCGUCAGCAGCAUCAGGCGCAACAAGAAGACCAGGGGCAAGGGUUUCAGGUACCGCCUUCGAGAUAUUUUCGAUCCAGCCAUGAGGAGCUGACUUUUUUACGUGAUAGCCUCAAAGAUGUCUAUGAAGUCGUAUUAUUGGAAGAUUUAGUUGCCGCAGUCGAAAAAUCAAUAGAUGAGCGUCUCUGGAGGCACGUAUUUUAUGCUCCCAUUGAAGAGCUCCGGGCAGAGUUGAGAAAACUCGACAAAAAUAGUAGACAGCAUCAGGAAGUUAUGGAUGAGCUUAGUAAACUGCUUGACAAAGGGACAGGUUUCUACCAUGAGAUGAUCACAGCCUUGCGGUGCGAACACGAUAUUGAUCUUGAAUCUAUAGCAGUUGAAGUACUGCAGUCCGAAUCAUCAACAGCUGGCAAAGGCAAUAAAUCUGUCGCAAACAUUGAUACUAAAUUAUUGCAAAGCCGCAGUAGAAGUGGGCGUGGCCGACAACAGUCUCGCUUAAAAGAUGAAGCAUUGCUUGCGCAACCUACAUACUCUAUAGAGGCUCUUGCGAACUGUAUUCAAAAAUGCUUUAUAUAUCUUGGAGACUUGGCUCGAUAUAGGACCAACGUCCGUCUCGAGACUCAGGCUGUGCUCACCACAUCACAAAAGGUUGGCAAGGAUCUGGAGACGUCGCAAACCAGGCCCUCAGCUUCGGACUGGGAGGCAGCCUAUCGCUUUUACAUUCGCGCAUUUCAGACAUUUCCAGACAGUGGAAAACCUUACGGUCAGUUAGCCAUCCUUGCUACGUAUGCCAACGAUGACCUAGAUGCUAUUUAUUGGUAUACUCUCAGUCUAGGAACCAAAUCCCCAUCAAUUGUUGUACGAGAUAACUUGAAAGUCUUCUUUUCUCGAUACCAAAAUCGUUACAAGGAUCUUCUUUCUAUGAUAUACCCACAGUCUGAUGACUUGAGCAAUGCAAUGAGCACAGAUGAGGAGACGGAUACUCGUAGUCGACCAAAAUCGACAUCUGCGCAGCAACUGGCUUUAGCGAGAUGUGAUAUUACAGUGUUUUUUAUUAAGAUCCAAAUGGAUUUUUUUGUACCUCAUUUGGAAAGUACUACUUUUCGCGACUCCAACCUCUUGACCACAUUUUGUCAUAAGCUUUCAUCCAAGUUGGCAGACGGUGGGUUCGAGAGUACGGCUUUGAAAAUGGUAGCAUCAAUGAUCCUAGUAAUUUACGAUCUUCAUGCUAGGGCAGCCUUAUCUUCACUUACAGCAGAGUCGAAUACAAAGGAAGGAACAUUGGGGUGGAAGCAGGCGCAAAGAUUGGGACUCAUCUACCUGUUUGGGAUGGCAACUACAAUUUUGGAUCACCAGCUAUCUCUAUUCAAACAAAAUGACUCGAUCCAUCCUUCUCCAAGUCAAGGAUUGCUUUUUCCGAUUCAGAUCUUCAUAGAGUUUUGGCUAUCUCACUGGGAUCAGGUUUGGGGGAUGGUUCGUAUGGAUGAGAAGUGGGCAGGCGCGUCAAAUCGAGCAGAUCUUUCUCUGCGAAAAGCUACAGUUACUUUCUUUCGAUCGUUUAUCAGCGUUCUUAACAUUAUCCGUCCACAAGGCCAAGAUUACUUUAACCUUGACGACGUUUCACAGAGGGCAUAUCAAAUUCUUCAAGAUGAUCGCUAUCACUUCUUCGGUCUCAUGCCCUUCCGGCGAUUUCAUAGCCAGUUAUCAAUUUGUUUUGAUGUGGUUGAGGAUCCAGAGACAACAAAGCUAUAUCGACUAUUGCUGUUUACAGAGAAAGUCAUCCAAGCAACUGAAAGCAUCCGAGGCACGGUGGUAGAACUUUCGCUCGAGCCAGUGUCGGAUGAAGAUCAAACAGAAAGUGGAGGCGUAUAUUACAAAGUUAUGGAUGCUGACGAUAAGCGUUUGCUACGUGAGCGAGGCUCUAAGGUGCUGGCGUCACACUGGCUCCAGGAUCAAGUCUCAUCUCUCCAGAAGGGAUUAGAGGAUUCUGAGAGAGUAGAAAGAAGAGGUGGUCAUAGUCACUUGAAUCAACAAGAUAAUAGGAGGGAUGGUAAUCGAUCGAGGCCACUCGUCCCUAUUUCAACGCUUCCUGGGACAGUGAGGCUACCGCUCAGUGGACAAACUAAAUUAACAGAUCAUUAUCAACGUGGUCCUCCAAAAUUUAUUUCGCCAAGCUCUCCGCAACAACAGCAUGGUCAUUCAGGGGUAGACAGAGGUAGCUCCUUGAAUAAUCAGCUACAGCUCAAGAACCGUCCAGAAAAGCAUAGCCCGCCAUAUUGGACAUGCGUUGUGGAUUUUUCUGUUCUUGUUUGGCAUCUUUCAGACGUCAAGACGCUUCUGGAGCACCGAAAAUGCCUAAUUAUUGUACCUCUCGAUGUUAUUGACCGUCUUGACAAGGCAAAGAAAGGUCAAGAUAAAGAGAAUCAGAAAACGCGUGAAGCAAUUCGUUUCUUGGACAAUUGGUUGAAUAUAGUUCGAUGGGGUAUGUCAGAGCCACUCUUGGUCGGGCAGAAUGUUAAAGACAGUCUUGGGCGAUGGAGUGAGGCUAUACCUUUCCUUGUGAAACAAGAAGAAUCAAAUUCUAUCACGAAUGGAGGCGUGAGAGGUGAUCAUGACUGUAGUAUGCCUGAAGCCAUUGAGGUAGAAGAUCAGGACAUUGAUAUGGCAGAUGUACAAAAGGAGGCAGACAACAAGGAAGAAAAGGAUUUGAUUGGAGAGGAUAAUGAAAUAGAAGAAGAGAUCGAAGUCAGGAGCGUCAAGAAUGUGCCUCGAAUAUGGCAUCCAAUCUUAGGAGCUUGUUUGUUCCUUUUACGGAAACGAGACGAAGCGCAUCGCAUUGCUCAGGAUCGCUUUAUAUUAUUGACAGAAGAUCCAGAUUUAUUGUAUUAUGCCCGAUGGUUUGAUAUCCCCUCGAGUAGCAUUCUCGGCUGGAAGCACUUGGGCAUUUAAAGGAUUUUAAAGUUGCAAGUAUUUGGUUAUGUCAUCACUAAAUAAAGACGCCUCGUUUAAAG
Lobosporangium transversale is the source of this 3491-nucleotide messenger RNA. RefSeq lists its product as hypothetical. Gene Ontology annotation, molecular function: telomeric repeat DNA binding; protein binding; telomerase RNA binding. Gene Ontology annotation, cellular component: telomerase holoenzyme complex. The transcript has 7 exons. The record is from RefSeq and is a predicted model, not a curated record. Gene Ontology annotation, biological process: nuclear-transcribed mRNA catabolic process, nonsense-mediated decay. Bases 214 to 3429 code for a protein of 1071 amino acids. Lineage: Eukaryota; Fungi; Mortierellomycota; Mortierellomycetes; Mortierellales; Mortierellaceae.